AUGAGAUUUCUCCUAUCCGCCCCCAAUAGCCUACUAGGCGCUCGAGUGCCUAUGAUUGUCUGGAUGCUUAGUGCAGUCUUCCUUCAAGCGUCAACUAUCCACGCCCAUGAUUCUACAUUUGAGCCUUUGGAGUCGACAAUCCACGAUGUACGGGUUGCGCUUGUUUCGAAGUCAACUACCUGCCGCACUGUGGUAUCUUCUUUCCUUUCUCGUAUCGAGAAAUUGAACCCAACUAUCAAUGCAAUUGUUAGUCUUAACCCGGAUGCUCUCUCAGCAGCAGAUGAGCUGGAUAAGAAAAUUGCCACUGGUGACUUAGCAGGCAAGCUUCUUUGUGUCCCUAUCCUGCUGAAGAACAAUUAUGAUGCCGUGGGCAUGAAUACAACGGGAUCAUGUGCUGCUUUGGCUGGUAACCGACCAAUUGUUGACACUCCUUCCGUUAAGGCCUUGAAGAAGGAAGGCGCUGUGAUCUUGGGCAAAACUAAUCUUCAUGAGAUGGCGCUGGAGGGCCUCACAGUGUCCUCUCUAGGAGGACAAACAAUAAACCCAUACGACCGGACUCGGACUCCGGGGGGUAGUAGUGGCGGCACCGGCGCCGCAAUCGCAACUAGCUUCGCGGUAUUUGGCACGGGUACGGAUGCUGUCAAUAGUCUCCGUAGUCCCGCAAGUGCAAAUAACCUCGUUAGUGUGCGUCCGACCCGAGGGCUUAUUUCAAGAGUAGGGAUAAUGCCUAUCAGUUUCACACAGGAUAGCAUUGGGCCCAUCGCGAGGAAUGUCCAGGACCUUGCGGUUGCAUUAACCGUUAUGGCGAGCGUUGGCGCCGAUGAAGCUGAUAACGCCACUCUCCUUGUACCACCGGAAGCAAGGGGGGUGGACUAUACACGGGGCUUAGAUGAUGGGAGCCUCAAUGGACUUCGAAUUGGGUUGCUGGACGGAUUCUGGAAUCACACGAUUUCUAAUGAAACGACACCAGUGAUCGACGCUUUGGCAAGCACCAUUACUUUCCUCAAAUCACAGGGGGUUAAAAUCAUCAACGUGACGGACUCGAUCUACAACGCAUCAGCAAUUGCUCAGUUUGAUGUCCAACAAUAUGAGUUCAAGGAGUCAUUGAAUGACUACCUGUCUAGCCCAAACCUCACCGGAAAUAGACCAACUACUUGGGAUCAAGUAUAUGAGAGUGGAAAAUUCUUAGUUAUUCCAGCUCAAUACAGCGUUAUAAAUAACUCCAGAGUUCGGUCGCCAGCUGAUCCCGGAUACACAACGGCCAAGCAAGGUAUCGACCGUCUUAAAGCUGCGGUUAAUAGAACCUUUGCGAACAAUAAGCUGGAUGCUGUAAUCUACCCGGAACAGAAAAAUCUUGUAGUCAAGAUUGGCUCGCCAUCCCAGGCAGGACGCAAUGGUAUUCUCGCGGCCUUAACUGGCGUUCCGGUGGUCACUGUCCCUGUGGGAUUCUCACAACCAUCGCUAGAUGCCCUGAGUGGUAUCCCUAUUGGGAUGGAAAUAUUGGGCCUUCCAUUUAGCGAGAAAAAGCUGCUCAAUAUUGCUAAUCAUUUUUCUCGUCUUCGACCAUUACGAAAGACGCCGGCGUUCGCGAACGUUACUAUCCCAUCUAAACCUUACGUUUCGGUGCCGACGGUGCACCCAGAUACUUCCAACAUUUCCCCGACAUACCCUCUCGGAGUCCUUUAUAAAUAG
Messenger RNA from Daldinia caldariorum, 1692 nucleotides. Its product is annotated as amidase signature enzyme. The record is from RefSeq and is a predicted model, not a curated record. The transcript is spliced from 2 exons. Lineage: Eukaryota; Fungi; Ascomycota; Sordariomycetes; Xylariales; Hypoxylaceae. The coding region runs from base 1 to 1692 and encodes 563 amino acids.